AUGUAUCUGGCUUGGAUGGUCGUCAUAAUCCUAUGGCCAGAGUGGAGUGCGGGAGCAGAUCGUAAGAUCGUAUACAAAACUACAAAUAUUGAGUGUAUUACUAACCCGAAACGAGUUGAGAACGUCUCUUGUUACGUUAAGGCGAUCAAUUGGAAUAAGGCAGUUGCUCAAAUGGACUGCGAUCUCAUUGUGCCAAUACGAAAUUUUUCGGUUCAGUUUGAGGCAUUUAAGAAGGGCUACAGCAAUCAAUACCACCCCUUCCUGGUCAACGUCACCUUUAAUGCAUGUGAGAUCAUUGCAAAAAGAAAUUUCUUACCCUACGGAACACUUAUGUACAAAAUAAUCAAAGAGUAUUCAAAUGCCAACCACAGCUGCCCUUUUGAGGCUCUUACUUGUUUUCCGUAA
Messenger RNA from Drosophila hydei, 405 nucleotides. RefSeq lists its product as uncharacterized. The transcript is spliced from 4 exons. NCBI's taxonomy places the organism in Eukaryota, Metazoa, Arthropoda, Insecta, Diptera, Drosophilidae. The coding region runs from base 1 to 405 and encodes 134 amino acids. The record is from RefSeq and is a predicted model, not a curated record.